GGAAAUGUGUCAGAGGAUGGGAGUUACCUGCAGCCACAGGCAGCCCAGAGAGUAGACUGUUCAGAGAGCUGGGUGUCUCUCACACGCAAAGGAGACAUGGCGGGGGAUAUUGUGGUGGGGAUACUCUAUAAUUUAGUACUACCUCUUCUUCUGCUUGCAGGUAAGUUGGGUUUGGAAGAAUGUAAGGUAACAAUUCAAGUGUCAGGUAUCAAUACAGCAGGACGGUGGACGUGUUAGUUAUUGAGGUCAUAGUAGUGGUUUUUACAGUUCUAUUGAGAGAUUCUGCUUUUAUAAAGUGCUCAAAGAAUAUUGCUAGAAACACCAUUUUGGAUGCUUUACAGAAAGCACAAAUAAUGUAUGUGAGACAUGUUGUUUGGGGGAAUGCACAGAUUAAUCCAUUAUUUCUUGUUUCCCCUGAUGGUAAUUAUUUGAGUGGAUGAAGGAUUGCAAUAUUUACCUGGAGCUAACCCUGCAGAUAGCACUACUGGGUGAUCUGAAAAGUCAUAGUCAAUCGAUCAAUAAUAUAAUAAUACUUUAAGCAAAAAUGUUUAUUUUCAAUUUACAAUCUGUAGAAACAAUGAGAAUAGAAGGGUUCAGAAUUUUUGUGAAACAUCACAGUACAGUUUUAAAAUAUAUGGCAAAUAGAAAUCCAAUAUGGAUGGUGUUAAGAGAUAGAUGGGAGGUGUUGAAUGGAGUUGAAGGAUGGGACUAAUAACAACUAACAACAACUAAUAAUGGGCUCCCGAGUGGCGCAGCGGUCUAAGACACUGCAUCUCAGUGCUUGAGGUGUCACUACAGACCCCCUGGUUUGAUUCCAGGCUGUAUCACAAUCGGCCGUGAUUGGGAGUCCCAUAGGGCGGCGCACAAUUGGCCCAGCGUCGUCCGGGUUUGGCCGGUGUAGGCCGUCAUUGUAAAUAAGAAUUUGUUCUUAACUGACUUGCCUAGUUAAAAAUAUAUAAAAAUAACAACAAGAUAACUAAUGUAAAGCAUACUGUGUCCAUUAUAGGUUGAGAGCUUUUGUGAAAGAGCACAGUUAGAAAGAUUAUGCAUCUAGAAGCAAACCGGAUGGACGUCAUGAAAAUGAUCGGAGAGGUUGAGGGUAGAGGAAGUUCAGGAGUAAAAACAAACAAAAUAUAAUUAUUGUAAAAUUGACUGUGUCCAUAAAAUGUAUAUAGUAUGUAUAAGCUGGAAGUAGAGGCCUAAGCAUUGUUGUUCACUAGUUUACUCCAAUUAGGGAAGGGGUGGUGGAGUUGGAAAGUAAUAAAGGGAAAUAUAUAUUUUUUAAAGGAUAUGUAUGUAUAUGUAUUUAUAUGUAUGUGUGUGUAUAUGUAUGUGUAUGUAUGUAUAUGUGUGUAUAUAUAUAUAUAUAUAUAUAUAUAUAUAUAUAUAUAUAUAUAAUAUAUAUAUAUAUAUAUAUUUAUUUGCAAGAAAAAACCCAUAUGGGGGAUUAGAAGUGAUGCAGACAAUUACAUUGAUGGAAGUUACAAUGUAUCUGCAACAUUAAAGCUGAUCUACCCCCUAAAAAAAAAUAUAUAUAUAUAUUUGAGUGGACACAUUGUAAUAAUGUGAUCAUGUAGUAAUUGAGUAAAGUGUGCCGUAAAACUGUACUGGGAAAUAAAAAUGUUUUGUUGUUGAAUAGUAUGUUUAUUGCAUUGUUGUGUUCUCAACAGUACAAUAUUGAGCAUGUGAGUUCAGAGAUGUGUGUAAUUGUGCACUAAAAUCAGAUACUUUGAACUUUUCAGAUUAUGGAAUUUUCACAAUGCCCUCAAAUGACAUCAUUUCCAAGCGUUCCAAAUGAGCAUGUUGACAGCUGGCCAUGCCUCUCUUAGUGUUAAAUCAAGGAUACAAAAUCUACUCUGACCAAAAUAUUAUUGCAGAUCAUUUAUGAUGUAUUUAGCUGUUGUAUAAAGAAAGGAAAAUUAAACAAGCAGAAAACCUUUGCCUGUCACCUUUAAGACACAUUUUCCAUUUUAAGUGUAUUUUCAUUCAGUAAGUAUUAUACUUUUUUACCUCACAAUUAAGUAUAGAAAAUCAAGAUUCCAAGUAAUUUCAAAAAGAAACAAAUAUAAUACUGAUUAAAUUAUACUUUCCUUCAUUUGAGUGUUUUGUAUUAUUAAAAGUUUAAAGUUAACACUAUGAUCCGUGAUUUUGAUGUCAGUUUCAUUGCCAUUGUUGGUCGAAGAAGACCAAGAAUAAAAUGUGGUGUGACCAGUAAGCCGCAUUGUUUUUUAGCUAGCUACUUGUUUACUGUGUGAUGGGGCUUUGUUCAGUCUAACACUUGUGCAUUUUGUAUUAGUAGGUGCAAUGGAUCAUAGCAUUUUAUUACCAAAGCCUUUUCUCUUUGAUGGAUAAUACAGUAGGCUGUUUGUUUCUAGCAGCUGUUGAUGAAUUAUUGCUUUCUGUUUCAACUGUGUUUAUUUGGAUUUUCCGUAGGAUGGACUCAACAUAAUGAGCAAUCACAUAAAAUACAGCACCGAAGACAAAUUAAAAUUACAGUAUGUACCUAGAUAUUAUAUUAUACAUACAAAUAAACAUCCAUGUAAAAUCUUUGUUAUCUCUCCAUAGCGUCAUCCUUCCGGUACAAUGGUCUGUCUGUGGUGUAUUUCCUUUUCCUGCUCACCCUUCCUCUGCUGCCAAACCCCUCUCUCACCUCCAUGCAAGGUAAGACCUCAGAGUAACACCACUAGGUCUGAAAUGGCACCCCAAGUUGUAGACUAUAAAGAAUAAGGUGCAUUUUAUUCCAAGUUACACUGACUUUUAUCCUAUGCUACAGGGUCCUCUAUACGUUUUUAAUGUUUGCUAAUAAACACCAUGUUUGAUCAAUGUGGCCCUUGGGAGACAAAUCGUUUUAAUGUUAAUGUUUAUUGGGCUGCCUGUCUAUUAUUUGCAGAAUAGUGUUAAAGUACACUCAUAUAGGGUUCUUCGAUUUGUCCCCAUUGGGGAACCCCUUUUGGUGCUAGGUAGAACCCUUUGCAAAGGUUCCUACCUAGGACCCUCUAUGUAGGGUUCUUCAUAGUACCCCCUAUAUAGGGUUCUGCCUAGAACCCUCUAUGAAGGGUUCUACCAAUAACCAUUUUAUCAUCUAAAGCUUCUUGCUAGAACCAUCUAUGAAGGGUUCUACUGAUAACCGUUUUAUCUUUGUAGGGUUCUUCCUAGAACCGUCUAUGAAUGGUUCCAUCAGCCUCAUUAGCCUUCUAAAAUAAAAUAAUUUAUAACAAUAAUUACAAAUAUCAAAGGCCUUUCUUUUAGGGCCUAGUUAUACCCUAACACAUCAGGCUUGCAAGUCACAUUAUGCUAGCUUGCAAAUUGAUGUGUAAUUCCUAUUGGAAUCUAGCCAGAGUUAGAAUAUCCAACAAGUGGAAUUUUUUUAUCACUCGCAACCUGCAUUCAGAAUGACUGCUAGGGUAGGGAAGAUUGAAUACUGAGACUACCUCAAUCAUGUGAACUGGAACAUCCAUCCCAGUAACUAGUGUAAUAAGUUGUGUGUAAUAACUACUAACAGAUUGGAUUAGUUUAGAAAAAUGUAUGUUAUUUAUCUUUGUGUAGCAUAAAACUAAUCAACCAAUCAAUGUACAUGCAAAAACACAGAUAUUAAAACAAACAGUUCUGUAAAUAACCCACAAUAGAGCAUGCUGGGAAAUGUGGCUCUAUGUAGAACCCUUCUUGCCUUUCAAAAAAUCCAUCUUGCCUUCCAAACAAUCAUUAAACAACCCUUUCUUCCAAAAACGAUUCAUAGAAUGUUAAAGGUUCUAGGUAGAACCCUUUACCUUACAAAGAACCCUUGUCUUCCAAAAAGGGUUCUUCAGAUCAAAAUAGUUAUAGGUAGAACCCUAUCCCUCCACAAAGAACCCUUUUGGAACCCUUUUUUCGAAGAGUGUUGCAGUGUGUGUGUGUGUGUGUGUGUGUGUGUGCGAGCGUGUGUGAUUCCUCAACUCAUAUUGACCAACAUACAACAUGUGUGUGCAUUCUAUUGUAUGUUUAUCAAUAAAGUUGAUGAAUUAAAAGAUUGGCCAUUUACUUUGUAAAGGGAUGUUGCUAGUAUGGUCUGAUCUAUUAUGUAUAACCUAGUAAUUACAUAGUGGAAUUAAAUGUUGUGGUGUCAGCAUUUGCGAGAUGGUUUUCUUGCAUGCUGGACUAUUAGCCCUUUUCUCUUUAAAAGCUUUGUGUAUCAUUUUUCAGUCUUUGUCUCGCUAAUAUGACAUCACCCCUGGGUUGAGUGGUCAGGGGUGGGGUGCAGAGAUUAAACACAUCAUACAGAAGCAGAAUUGACCGGCCUUCACUUAGUAGAGCAGAAAUGAAACAAAGCUUUUAGUAAAAACCUGGGCAUCGGAAGCCCAUUUGCUGGCUCCGCUAAUGCUGCACCAUUCCACCAGGCCUUGUUUUCACUCUUCUCUCUUAAUUAUAGGGGUCAGCCUCUGUUAAUAUGCCACUGCUGUCUAACUGCUCUGUUCUGUUCGGUUAUUGCCUACAGAGGAAAUUGUUGGCUUUUGUUGGAGUUGAACAUUUGAAAAUGUCAAGACAUACACAUUUCACAGAGCAUUAGAAAUCUUUGUCUUCAUAGAUACGGUAUCUAUUCAAUGUACACACACAAUUAAACUGAAACCAAAUGUCUUUGUUAAGUACAAGUGUUAUCUUUUUUUAUUUAAUUUGUUCUGCUGUUCAGGCAAAUCCAGUUCCAUGUUGCCUACUUUAUUAAACUAUCGAUCACAGAAACUUCUCACAAGACACAGAAUGACUCUGUGGUUUUAAUACUGUCGUUAGGCAUCCUUUGGGAAGGCAGAAUGUGAUAAUCCUCGUUUAGUAAGCACAGCUCACUACGUAUCUGUAAGUACAGAGACCUAUAUUAUCUGCAUUUCCACAGUAGACACUACCACUAUCCUCAGCCGUUAAGAUAGGGGAAAAUUGAGUUAAAAAAGGCCAUUAAAAGUAACAGCCUAAUUACAUGCAGUGAUCCCUGUACGGAUGAUAACAGAAUACCGACUGGCUGAUCUGAAUACUUGUAUGUGUCUCAGAGGGGUUGGGAAAGGAAUAAAGACAUGUACUGUUUCUCACAAAAAUGGAAAAUAACGUUUCUAUUCUAUUCUCCCCCCAGUAAUCUGUGUCUCUGGUCUUGUAUUUCUAAAGGAAAAACAGGGACGUUCCUGCUGCUCAUCUGUUCUACCAGCGUGACGUUUCUGGCUCUCCAGUGUUUCAUGCAGAUCACUUUUGCCUACGUACCUCAGUAUGGUAAGAUAACACCAGCCUCUAUCAGCUCACUGAGCUAUUAACAACAAAUACUCAGAGAUGCUGCUGGACAGCAACCAAAAGAGAGACAGAUGUUUGUUUUAGCAUUUUAAUACAUGGAGAGCAUAAUGAACUUACUCAUUCAAGAAAACAUUUAUGAGGGUGGAUGUUGCUUUGGCAUUUUGCUGAUAAGACAAGACUUGAUUUCUAUCUGAAAUAUUUGUGUUGUUCAACAGAGAACGAAUAUUGGGAGAAUAUUCUCUACCAUCUGGGCAUUGUACGGUAGGGCCACAUUUUCUUUACUUUUUUAAAACAGACUUUGGUGUUGUUUCUAAUGCGGGUGUUGUUAAUCACUUGUUGUGUGUUAUGUCCCCAGGUUCAGUUUGGUGGAUGCAGGGAACAUUGUGCGUCUCUUAGCCCCUGAUCUGGGGCUCUUCCUGUCAGGGCUCUUCAUACUGCGCCUGGUCAGGAAGCUGCUGCGCCCCAUGCCCCAACUUAACCAGAACUGUAUCGCACCCUCUGACCCUGAGGUAUGCACAUGGCCAAUUUCAUCUGCCACUUUUGUUCAAUUCACAGUACACAGUAGUUUAACCAUUAUUGUUUUAAAUGAGAGCGUUAGAAAUGUACAUCAUACAUGCCGAUAUGUUCUAAAUAAUUUGAAGGUGAGGCGCAUCACCUUCUCAUGCAGUAUUUCAGCACUUCUACUCUAGUGGUUUGAACAUGGAACUCCUUUAGAUUGAAUCUGUUAUAAAGUAAAAUGGUGUUAUGUCCGUCAAACUAGUGCUCUUCUGACAAAGCAGGAUGUGGACAUGUCCGACUCAGAGUCUGAGGUUGGCAGUGAGGUCACAGGCGGCUCGUCCUAUGACAGUUCAGAUGAAAGCAUAGCGGUGCCGGCAGCCCUUCCUCAGUUUGUCCAGAAGUUCAUUGCAUUUGCCCUUGGACUGCGCCUCUUGCUGUCCGCCAUCAUGAACACAGCAGGGAAAGUAGUGGUCACCAUACUACUAGGGCUGGCAGGUACAUCUCAAAAGGCUGUCCUUUCCUUGCUGUACAUUCUAAUCUAAUUCAUUGCAUUCAAAGAAGUCACUUUGGACUCUUAUGUACUAUUCUUGCGAGCCAGACUCAAAGUCUUGCAUUGGCUCAGCCUUCUCUGCUGUAUAGCUCAGCCAAAUGAAGACAACUAAUUUACUAUCUGCUCCCCCACACUACUAUAAUCUUCUCCUUUCUCCUCUUGACUGGUCCUCCUCCCCAUGUACCAGGCAUCACUCUGCCCUCCCUGACCUCAGUGGUGUAUUUCGGGACGUUCCUGGGCCUGGUGUGGUGGUGGGUGUUACUCCGCUCCCUCAGCAUGCUGUUCUUCAGUACCCUCUGUGUGAUGAUGGCUAUAUUCAGCACCGGUCACCUGUUGAGCCUCUACCUGUACCAGCUGCCCCUGGCCCAACAGAUCGUACCCCCACAGGACAUCUAUGCCAGGUAGGGCCAUGGGACCAGGAUGUAGCAUCACAGGAUACUGGCUGGACACUGACUGUACAGAUACAAAACUAAUUGUAUUUAUUCAUAUUGUCGAAAUAGAAAAUAAUAACACACUCUACUACACUGGACACAGACAUACACAAUCACUGUUAAAUGUCAUAAACUGAUACAUGCCCGUCUUCAGAUUUCAGUAUCUACUUGAUCUAUCCACUGUGAAUUUUGUUUGUUAACCGAUCUGGUGUAUCUCUCUCUGGUUUUGUUCAGGCUGUUUGGUAUAACAGCGGUCAUCCAAACCAAUGAGACUGAGCCAUACAGUCUGGGUCUGCAGCCAGACGUCAGCUGGCCUGUCUUCACCAACCCCAUUGUGCUGCUGCUCCUCUAUUACACACUGGUGGCUCUGCUGCACAAGUGGGUCAACAUCACUGAGGAGGAGGAGGUACUUUAACUAAGACUGAGGCGCCAAUGCAACUAAGAGGCCUAAGUUAAUGACUGUGUCCGAAAUGGCACCCUAUUCCCUAUAUAGUGCACCACUAUAUGGGUAGGGCUCUAUAUAAUGAAUAGGGUGACAUUUCACAUGCAGUCAAUGACUUGUGGAUGAAAGAAAACUGGGUUUAUGCUGCUGGUUUAUGCUUUAUUGGAGGUGUUAAUUGUGUGUGUGUGUCAUUUCAUGGUGCUGUCUGUGUAUUUCUGCUAGGAUACUCUGGAGAAGUCUGAGAGUCCAGUAGAAACCCAUGAGGAUCCCCCCAGCUUCUCCAAGAUCUUAUUCAUCUCAGGAGACAGACUGGAGGUGUUGAAAUCUAAUACAGUUCUAUUUCACAAUCUAGCCUCUUGUAGUGUUGCCAACAUGAUUUUCUACAGAUUUCUUGAACAGUUGUCUUUCUUUGUCUAUCACAGCUACUGACCAGUACGGAUGAUGAAGCGUACAUGCCAGAGGAGGUACAUGAGGUACAUUCUGCUCUCCCAAUGUACCCCAAAGUGUUGUUGUUAUAACUACUUUAAAGGGACUUUAAAUGUCUGGUUAGACACUAUAUAUAUUUGGUAUGCAUCACUUUUCUUCAAAGACAAAAUUCAUAGUAAACUGUUUUUCCUCUGCAGCCAAUGGUUUUACUGAUGAGCAGCUCAUGGCAUGAUCUGAGAGGACAGGAGGUGGGGUCACUGCUGGUAGGGCCAGCGGCAGGAUAUUCAAAUUGCUACCCUCCACCACAAUAUGAAGGAAUAGACUUGUCACUCUCACAAGGUAGGUGACGUAUGGGAAGUAUUAUUGGUCACACUUAAUUUGGAUAGUCUGGAUUUCCCAUCUGUAGAUGCAAAAGUAUCUGUUGAUAAGCAACUGCUUGCUAAGGUUAGGGUUAGGGUUACGUUAGGUUUAGAAUAAGGGUAAGGGUUAAGGUAGGGGAUAGGGUUAGGGUAAGGGUUAAGUUUAGGAUUAAGGGUUAAGGUUAGGGUUAGAGCUAGGGUUAGGAUAAGUAGAUAGUUAGUUGAAAUGUUACUGUAGAGAUCUACAGAUGGACUAUCCAAAUAAAGUGUUGCCGUAUUAUUUAUAUCCACCUGGAUAUUUUGAUCGUACCCAGUCAUGAAUAAAUGGUAGUAAUUUGAUAUUUAAUAAAUAUUCCUCACUAGUGUAGAAUCUGACACAGCACAGUCUUAAAAUCUGACAAUUAUAUGCAAUAGAAACUCUUCUAAACUACAUCCUCUGCUGUUUUUCCUCUCUCAGAGUCAGAGGAGGUGAAAGAGAUGAGUGAGGAAGAGAAGGAGAGGAGUGAGGAAGAGAAGGAGAGGAGUGAGGUGUCUAUACAGGAUACAGAGACCAUUCCCACCCCUCCUGGCCCCAGUGGACUGGUUGUGUUCGGCCUGUUCAUCAUGAAGCACAGCUAUGUCAGCGCACUCAUCAUCAUGAUGGUAAACCACUUUAUUUCUAUGAUGGUAUUAUAGUUUUGGUGUAGACAUUAGUCAUUGAACAAUUCACUUUAUGAAAACAGUUCCUUUAAAAAUCAAACUGAAUAGAGAUCAAUUACCUUCACAUUACCUUACAUCUCUUUAACAUAAACAUGGCUAUAUAACUACACUCUUAGAAAAAUAAUUGCUAUCUUGAACCUAAAAGGGUUCUUCAGAAGUCCCCAUAGCAUAACCCUUUGAAUGAUCCUUUUUGGUUCCAGGUAGAACCCUUUCGGGUUCCACGUAGAACCCAUUCCUCAGAGGGUUCUACAUGCAACCCAAAAGGGUUCUCCUGUGGGGACAGCUGAAGAACCCCUUUGGAACCCUUUUUUCUAAGAGUGUAUUUAAGAUGUGUGGCGUGCCUCCUGUGUUCCUUCAACCCCUCAGGUGUGGAGCAUCACCUAUAACAGCUGGCUGACGUUCGCCCUGCUGGUGUGGUCGUGUCUGAUCUGGAUGAUGCGUGACCGUCGGCGCUAUGCCAUGAUGAGCGCUCCCUUCCUGGCGGUGUACGGCACCGUGCUGCUGCUGCUCGCCUUCCUGAGCGGCCUGAGGCUGCGGCAGGACGAGCUUUACCCUGGCCUACCUCACGCCGUGCUGGUAGACUUUGACAUGGUCACUUACCCAGUACCCUGUGUCCACCUGGGAGCCAAGAUGUUCUACGCCUUUAGCUUCUUGCUUCUGUUCCGUCAACAACUGAAGGAGAAACAGGAAGAGCAGGAUCUGAAGGAGUCAGAAGAGUCUCUGGAUGAAGUCAAAGUGCUACCAUGUAUGGACUCUUCUCCUUUUAUGCAUACUUUAUGGAUUCACAUUGAUAAAGUCACAUUCUCUAAUACAGUAUUGAUCAAAUGCAUUAGAAAUGCAUAUGAUAUUGUACCCAGGUGUCUGUAACAUUCUUCACUUAACAGUGCUCUAACCCAUAGAGGUGUUUGACCCUUUGAACCAGUUCUAUGUUGUGUUUGACCCUUUGAACCAGUUCUAUGUUGUGUUUGACCCUUUGAACUAGUUCUACGUUGUGUUCCUCCUCUCCCUUAGCGGAUGAAGGUGACACCUCCUCCAUAAUGGAGAUGCUGGGUUCAGCGGUCAAAGGAACCCUGGUGAAGUACUGGAUCCUGUUCUGCUGCUCUACGUUCUUUGUGGUCAGCUUCUCUGGGAAGGUGAUGGUCUACAAGAUCCUCUACAUCGUGCUGUUCCUCUUCUGUGUUGUCCUCUAUCAGGUGGGCCUCAUACUUACUUCUAGAUAAUGUUAUACCAAUGUUGUUGUGUGUACUGCACAGGAAAUACCAUAUAUAUUGUGCUCUAUAAAUAAAGUGUAUAUUACAUAAGCUUCUAUAUACAAUGUUAUUCAAAAGAGAAGGGAAUUAACAAACUGAGUGAAAGAUAAGAUUGUGUCAAAUGAAAAGGAAAAUGGCUGUGAAAUUGUUUGAUUUAAGAGCCAUAUUAGCUAGUUAACCAAGAAUUUCUAGUGAUGCUAAUGAUACGGUAAUUAACUAACUAACUAAUAGUCAUCAUUAGCUGUUUACGGCACUUAAGAAGCAAAGAGGGUCAACAAAACAUUAUGACACAUUUACCUUCCCUUUGCAUCCAAUACCUCAACGACAGCCCGAGACUCUCAUCAAUACAGAUCCGGUUAUGAAUAUUGAUCCUACUUCGUAAACACAGACACAAAACAUUUCUGCUGCCGUUUUCCUGGUUUCCCUCCUCAUCUUGUAUUUCUGCUGACCUUUUAGCUCUGAGCACUUACAGCAACUUAUUGGCUUAACUACUACCUCACACCACACAUACUGUAAGGAAGCCAAGAUGACCCUCUUGUUUAUCAUUGCCAGCAGCACUGUUGUUUCACAAACAGUCUGACUGAGGGGAAAUAUAUAUUGCGUAUAUUGCUGCAUUAUAUUUAAUAAUGUAGGUAUUAUUAUGUAAAACAUUGUGAAUGUGGAAAUAACAUAUGAAUACAGGGGACACACUCUUUUCACGCCACUUUGAUACAGCUACGACCAGAAGUGAUUUUCGUAGCAGGUUAGGAGAGCAUUUUCGCUAUCUAGAACCCUCUAUGCAGGAUUCUUCAAAGAACCCCCUGUAUAUGAUUCUACCUAGAAACCUCUAUGAAGGGUUCUGCCUAGAACCCUUUAUAAAGCGGUUAUCAUCUAAAGGUUCUUCCUAGAACUGUCUGUGAAGGGUUCUACUGAGAACCCUUUUAUCUUUGGAGGGUUCUUCCUAGAACCGUCUAUGAACGGUUCCACCAGCCUUAUUAGCCUUUAAAAUUGUAUUAUUUAUGACAAUACAUUACAUAUAUCAUAAGGCCUUUCUUUGAGGACCUAGUUAUACUCUAACACAGUGGUGUUAGGAAUCUCCUGGUUUACAGGCCACAUCAGGCUUGCAAGUCACAUUAUGCUGGCUUGCAAAGUGAUGUGUAAUUCCUAUUGGAAUCCAGCCAGAGUUAGGAUAGCCAACAAGUGGAAUUGUUAAUCACCUGCAACCUGCAUUCAGAAUGACUGCCAUGGUAGGGAAGAUUGAAUACUGAGACUACCUCAAUCAUCUAAACUGGAACAACCAUCUCAGUAAUGGGUGCAAUAAAUUCAAUUACUAACAGAUUGGAUUAGUUUAGAAAACAAUGUUAUUUAUCUUUGUGUAGCAUAAAAUUAAUCGACCAAGCAAUGCAUUCGGGAAAGUAUUCAGACCCCUUGACAAAAUUACACAUUUUGUUAUGUUACAGCCUUAUUCUAAAAUUGAUUAAAUUGUAUUUUCCCCUCAUCAAUCUACACACAAUACCCCAUAAUGACAAAUAUUUUUUUUUUUUUUUUUUUUUGCAAAUGUAUAAAAAAAAAAAAAACGGAAAUACUGUAAGUAUUCAGACCCUUUACUCUGUAUUUUGUUGAAGCACCUUUGGCAGCGAUUACAGCCUCGAGUCGUCUUGGGUAUGACGCUACAAGCUUGGCACACCUGUAUUUGGGGAGUUUCUCCCAUUCUUCUCUGCAGAUCCUCUCAAGCUCUGUCAGGUUGGAUGGGGAGUGUCGCUGCACAGCUAUUUUCAGGUCUCGCCAGAGAUGUUCGAUCGGGUUCAAGUCCGGGCUCUGGUUGGGCCACUAAGGACAUUCAGAGACUUGUCCCAAAGCCACUCCUGCGUUGUCUUGGCAGUGUGCUUAGGGUCGUUGUCCUGACCAAGGCCCUUCUCCUCCCAUUGCUCAGUUUGGCCAGGCGGCCAGCUCUAGGAAGAGUCUUGGUGGUUCCAAACUUCUUCAAUUUAAGAAUGAUGGAGGCCACUGUGUUUUUGGGGACCUUCAAUGCUGCAGACAUUUUUUGGUACCCUUCCCAGAUUUGUGCCUCGACACAAUCCUGUCUCGGAGCUCUACGGACAAUUCCUUCGACCUCAUGGCUUGGUUUUUGCUCUGACAUGCACUGUCAACUGUGGGACCUUAUUUAGACAGGUGUGUCCAAUCAAUUGAAUUUACCACAGCUGGACUCCAAUAAAGUUGUAUAAACAUCUCAAGGAUGAUCAAUGGAAACAGGAUGCACCUGAGCAUAAUUUAGAGUCUCAUAGCAAAGGGUCUGAAUAAUUAUGUAAAUAAGGUCUUUCUGUUUUGUAUGUUUUAUACAUUUGCAAAAAUGUCUGAAAACCUGUUUUUCGCUUUGUCAUUAUGGGGUGUUGUGUGUAGAUUGAUGAGUUAAACAUUUAAUUUAAUCAAUUUUAGAAUAAGGCUGUAACGUCACAAAAUGUGGAAAAAGGGAAGGGGUCUGAAUACUUUCCGAAUGCACUGUACAUGCAAAAAAAGAUAUUAGAGUAAAACAUACAAUUCUGAAAAUCUCCCUGCAACAGAGCAUGCUGGGAAAUAUUGUAUAUUGUUCUAUGUAGAACUAAAUAAUCUUUCUUGCCUUUCAAAGAAUAAUCAAAUAACCCUUUCUUCCAAAAACGAUUCUUAGGAUGUUAAAGGUUCUAGGUAGAACCCUUUUGGAACCCUUUUUUCUAAGAGUGUAGCUGUAUCGAAGUGGAGUGAAAAGAGUGUUUCUCUUGAAGACAGCGAUGAUAGAUUGGUUUGAAAAGGCAAAUUGUUUUGUGGACGCCUGUUGUCAUGAAAUGUGGGUAGUAAUUGAGGGAAAUCAGAGUGCUUGAAUGAUCUUUAUAAAAUAACGUAUUUUACUGUUUUUGCUCCUUAUGAUUAGUAUUUGUAGAGUGAUUUGACCUUGAUUAUCAUGGUAUCAAUGUUACCGUUCCUCAGAUCUGUUAUGACAUGUGGAGGCGAGUGCUAAAGUACUUCUGGGCGGUGGUGGUGGGCUACUCCAUGGUCGUCCUGAUAGCCAUCUACAUGUACCAGUUUAAGACGGUGUCUGGCCUGUUCAGACAGAUCAUGGGCAUGUCUGAGGAAGGGUGAGUGUGCAUGGUGGCACUGUGGUCAACCCUGUACAUUCAAAAUGUUGCUUAUGCCUCCAUAUUGUUGUUGUCACCCCAAGACUUUAAAGUGCUACAGUGUUAAUUCAUUCAUUGACUCAUUCAUUGCCCAGGAAUUCCUCAUAUAUUGUACCCUGUGUCUGAAACUCUCCCUGAUGAUCCAUGGCUAAUAGCAUACUGUAGACAUCACAGGUUGGUGGCACCUUAAUUGGGGAGCACAGGCUCGUGGUAAUGGCUGGAGCGGAAUCAGUGGAAUGAUAUCCAAUACAUAUGUGUUUGAUGCCAUUCCAUUCGCUCCAUUCCAGCCAUUAUUAUGAGCCAUCCUCCCCUCAGCAGCCUCCACUGGUAGACGUUAUAUGCUCAGUGCUGUCCCUGUCCUCUGUCCUCUAGUCUGCGUGAUCUGGGGUUGGAGCAGUACGACACUGUGGAGCUGUUUGCUCGGAUCCUCCUCCCUGCAGCCUUCCUAUUGGCCUGUAUCCUGCAGCUGCACUAUUUCAACCAGGACUUCCUGGAUCUCACCGACCUGGACAACAUACCUGUCCGCCAGGGACAAACCAGGUGGGACAGCUAACCUGAUCACAACCCCUGGGAUAAUUAAGCAAUAAGGCCCGAGAGGGUGUGGUAUAUGGCCAACAUACCACAGCUAAGGGCUGUUCUUAUACAACGCAGAGUGCCUUGAUACAGGCCUUAGCUCUGGUAUAUUGACCAUAUUCUACAAACCCCCGAGGUGCCUCUUAUUGCUAUUAUAAACUGGUUACCAACGUAAUUAGAAGAGUAAAAAUAAAUGUUUGAUACCCGUGAUAUACCACGGCUUUCAGCCAAUUAGCAUUCAGGGCUUCGAACCACCUAGUUUAUAAUGUGCUUUAUAUCAGGGAGAAGGGAACUGUUACUAGUCCAUCAAAGUGGUCCUCUCAUGUCAUUUUCAUGUCAACUGUUCUUUUUAGAGGCAUUUAAAGGUCCAAUGCUGCUGUUUUUAUCUCAAUAUCAAAUCAUUUCUGGGAAACAAUUGAGUACCUUAGUGUGAUUUUUUUCAAUUUAAAUGGUCAACAAGAAACAAAAAAAGCUUCUUAGCAAAGAGCAAUUUCUCAAUCAAUAAUUUUGCUAGGACUGUCUGGGAGUGGUCUGAGUGGUGAGGUGAAAACAGAAAACGAGCUGUUAUUGGCAGAGAGGUUUGGAACUCUCUUUCUUAUUGGUCUAUUAACUAAUUUACCGCCUGGUGAUGUCUUCCCACCAAAACAGGCUGACAUUUCGGGUGUUCUCAAACAGCUCUUACACUAAAAGAGCAUUAUCAACAUUUUCACAAUUUCAAUGUAUUAUUCCAACCUCACAGUGUGGAAAUAUAUAUAAAACACAGGAAAAUUAUGUUUUUGACUGCACUGGGCCUUUAAUAAAACAAAUAUGUACAAUGGCAUAAUCAGUAUAAUCUCCAUUUACUGUAGAGAAAUAUUGAAAAUGGAGUAAAUUAAUGUAAUGAUGUGAUUGCUCCAAUCAUGUUUAAUCCUCGCUGGAGUUGUUCUUUCCUUUCUUUGGAAAACAUGCUGUCAUUCUCCACUCAUCUCUAUGUUGUGUCUCAUCCAUUCUGUCCAUCUCUCUUCAUCCAGAGAGGAAGAGCUGAGGAACUCAAUCAAUGUGAUAGCUGACAUGUAAGAGCUGCAUUUGUGUCUCCAUGAAUGGCAUGCUUCACACACGGUGGUUUGCCCAGUGUUUCAGAAAUCUUAAACACCCUUAGUUGGGCAAACUUACAGUAUAAAAAAGGAGUUGAGCUGUUUUGAUAAUGUGUUGCAUUAAUAUACAGAGAAGGCCCAUUUUAAUGGGCAAAAAUAUAUUUGGGUGAUAUAAUUUCAUUCCAUCAGUCCAUUAUGAAUUCUUAAAAAUGUUAAUGCAGUCUUUUUCAGAUAAUUUAAAAUAAUGUUAGCACUCUAAGUACAAUGUUUAACUGAUGUUUAUUUUUCCUCAGAAUUAAAGAAAACAUUGAAAAGUUACAGAAACGGUACAUUUUUCCAUACAUUUUCUUCCAUUACAUGUAUUGUAUCAUUAUUCUACAGUGUGUUCUGUAUAUAGUGUAUUACUUCUUCCAUGACUUGCCUACCGUCUCCCUGCUAGGAUGGCGAAGGAGCACAGUAAGCAGAUGAGUGGGGAGUCAGGACGUGUGGGGAGUCAGCACACAUUGGACAGUGAUGGACUGUCUGCCUCAUCAGAGAAGAAACCAGAGGAGGAGCAGGAGGGAACAGGUGUGUGCCACUGAGAUUCAGAUUCUAAUUUACUGUACCAAAAGUAAGCUUAUUUUAACAGCACAUAUACAAUACAAAACAAAUAUGCCACAUAAACAGCACAGCAUAUCACAUAUUUUAUCUGACCCUGAGUUUGGUGUCCUUGUUGUGUCCGCUAGGCCCCCCAGAGGAGCGUCUGACCCAGUGGGGGUUGAUAGUGGACCGGGCCGGCCUGCUGCUGCUCCAGGCUCUGGCUGUCUUCCAGCGGGCUCAAGAGAUAGGCUGGAGGCUGCUGGAGCUCCACAGCCUCAAGAUCGUCUCUACCGGCAUCAUCUGGGUGUCCCUGCAAGAGGUCAGAUGUCUUUACGUGACUGACCCUGAAACACCAUGAUUUCACCACAUAUGCUGUGUAGGGGGUCUGCAGUAAACAUGAGUUUUCAUUCUUUGUGUUCCUUUACCCAAGGUGUCUCUGAUGAACUUCCUGUUUCUGGUACUGUGGGCCUUUGCCCUGCCCUUCCCCCGGCUCCGCCCCAUCGCCUCCAGUGUGUCGUCAGUCUGGACCUGUGUCAUGGUGGUGUGUAAGAUGCUGUACCAGCUCAAGGUCAUCAAACCUCUGGAGUACUCCUCCAACUGUACCACUGUGAGUUCACUUACCACUAGAAUGCCCAACACUGAUCAAAUACUGACUAAUUCAUUAUUCUGUAGCAUCAAUAUCUACUCGGUAAUGGUUGGCUCCCAAGGGCAUUAUGUGAUGUUUUAGACACAAUGGACUGUGUGUGUGUGACUAUCUACAUUUACAGUAGUAUGUGUCUCUGUGUGUCUGCAGAGCCUGGUGUCAGCUAACGGGACGGGGCUGGAGCUGGAGGGGAACAUGGCAGAGCUGCUGAGGAGGUCUGCGCUGUAUGUGAAGCCUGUUGACCCAGCCAUAUGGUGUGGAGAGCUGCGCAAGUGUGAAGACAGGAUACUGCCCUGUCUCAGGGUAAGACAAGCUUCUCACUCAGUGUCUGUGGUUAUUUAGUAAUAUUGAUGUCAUUUGUCAGUCAUGCCAUGCACUGUAUGGCCAUGAAAGCCAUUGAAAGAGAGAUAUUGAGAUGUAUGCAUUUUAAUAACAGAUUAAUACAUAAUGGUAAGUACGGUACAUAGAAAUGAAUAUCCUAUUGUUAGUGUGGUAGCUUCAUUAAUAUGUGGUUCUAUCGUCUGAGUGUUCUUUGGUUGUGUUUUUCUUUGAUGUCAGAACCACCUGAUGGUGCUGGGGCUGCUGAUGUUUGAGGUGACGGUCCAUAGACACCAGCUCUACUAUCGCCUCCGCAACGACCUCAAGGUUCCCACCUUCAGCAUCAUCUUCCAGGGCAUCACACGCCAGCACCUGGACCACGGCAUCCUGCCCUGCAUCAAAUACUUCAUCAACUACUUCUUCUACAAGUUUGGCCUGGAGGUACAGUAGCUAUAACCGAUAUAACUAUUUUACUGUAGCUUCCAUUUGAGAUUUGUAUGAGAUUUGUAGUGACUGUGCUGUUAAUCUAUAUGUUUUCAUUUUGGAGGAUCAUCAUGUCACAGUGGUUGCAUAGCUCUUUGAGAUGGUCUUCCUGUCCCUCAGGUGUGCUUUGUGGUGGCGGUGAAUGUGAUUGGCCAACGGAUGGAUUUCUACGCGCUGCUGCACUCCUGUGCUCUGAUAGCUGUUCUGUCACGACGACGCAGGAAGGCCAUGGGGGAGGUGUGGCCUAAGUACUGCUGCUUCACUGCAGGACUCAUGGUGCUGCAGUACCUGCUCUGUAUCGGCAUCCCUCCCGCUCUCUGUGUCGGUAAGGAGAGAUAUCUGGAGAUUACAAUGUACUACAGUAGUAAAUACACCAUAGUUGAGGUGUGAUUAGGAUUUGAGUCACACGAUUGCAUAUUACGUAGGCCUCAUACUAAAGUUACUGCCAGUGUAAUAACAUGUAGUUACCCUGUGAUGGAAUAGUAAGUAGGCUACACAGAGUGAUGGAAUUGUUUCCAUCACUGCUUUCUUAAUCUUCUCCUCUAUCUGUCAGAUUAUCCAUGGAGAACCUCCAGUCAGGCCUUGACCUCCAACCUCAUCAAGUGGCUUUAUCUGCCUGACUUUGCCAUGCGUCCUGCCCCUUCUUUCAUUUUCUGUGAGUCUCUCUGUCUUCCUCCCAGCCAUUUCCAAUUUCAGAAAUUUUGGGGAAAUCUCCCAUUUACAUUCUUUCUUGAUUUACAUGAAAGUAUGAAUGCAUAUCUCAAGGAUUCAGGCCAUUGUCUACUAUAUGUAGUGUGUAAUGAAAUCCCUUCAUACACCAUCAAUCUGGAGCUCCGACAUACACUAUAUGUACAAAAGUAUGUGGACACCCUUUAAAUUAGUGGAUUAAGCUAUUUCAGCCAGACCCGUUGCUAACACGUGUAUAAAAUCGAGCACACCGCCAUGCAAUCUCCAUAGACAAACAUUGGCAGUAGAAUGGCCUUACUGAAGAGCCCAGUGACUUUCAACGUGGCACCGUCAUAGGAUGCCACCUUUCCAACAAGUCAGUUCGUCACGUCUGCCCUGUUAGAGCUGCCUCGGUCAACUGUAAGUACUGUUAUUGUGAAGUGGAAAUGUCUAGAAGCAACAACGGCUCAGCUGCGAAGGGGUAGGCCACACAAGCUCACAGAACGGGACCGCCAAGUGCUACAGCAUACAAUGACAUUCUAGACAAUUCUGUGCUUCCAACUUUGUGGCAACAGUUUGGGGAAGGCCCUUUCCUGUUUCAGCAUGACAAUACCCCUGUGCACAAAGUGAGGUCCAUAUAGAAAUAGUUUGUCGAGAUCGGUGUGGAAGAACUUUUGGUCAUGUAGUGUAAGUGAUCAAGGCAGCAAUUUUGUUUUUCUGUGUGUCCAGAUGACCACCUCCUGCUCCUGUGCUCCUCGCUGCAGUGGAACAUGUUUGAGGAGGAGAACCGUGCCGCGGUGCGCCUUAUGGCGGGGGAGAACGUGGAGAUCAGCCGCAGCUUGGACCCGCGCUCCUUCAACCAGUACAUCCCUGUCAACAACUUCCUCCACUGCAGGUCAGAGGACUCUCUAAGCUAGCGUGGUCGCAGACCUGUGAGUGCUUUAGACAACUCUUUGGACAACUCCUUUAUCGUUUUCCUACAGCCUACAACUAGGGCCCAGAGCUUUUUCCAGUCAGGUCAAAUGAUAUGGACAAACUCCUGCACCUACUCAGAUGGUAAUAUGGAUGUAAAUGUGUCUCUCCUUACCUCAGGUCCUACCUGGACAUGGUCAAGGUGUUUGUUUUCAGCUACUUCUUCUGGCUGGUGCUGUGCCUCAUCUUCAUCACAGGCACCACCCGCAUCAACAUCUUCUGCCUGGGCUACCUGCUAGCCUGCUUCUACUUCAUGCUGUUCGGGGGCAGCCUGCUCAUGCAGCCUGUACGAUACAUCCUCAGGCUCUGGGACUGGCUCAUCGGAUACACCUGCUUCGUCAUCGGCAUGAAGAACCUGCUAUCUGUAUGUUAGCUAGCAAAUCACUCACUGUCUCAGCUAGCCGUUCCUCAAACCUAGCCUAUCCUUGUUGCUGAAAGUGUUUUUUCAUUCAUAUACUGUGUGUACCACAUUGUAUUAUGCUAAAAACACAGUCGGUUUUAAUCACUCGUCAAUGCUAACUGCCUUUUCUGUGUUGGUGCAAUAAUCUAGUCUUCAUUCUUUGAUGCUAAUGUAACAGCUUCACUUACUACUCUCACUGUCUCAUGUCAAGUCUUCUGUCUCCUCUGAGCUAUCUGUCUUGCUGUAUGUGUGUGUCCACAGCUUGGCUCAUGCGCUUAUCUGGACAGCCUGUUGAAGAAUGGCUGCUGGCUCAUUCAGGCCUUCAGCAUGGUCUGUACAAUCAAAGGCUAUGAUCUCCGUAAGUCUGACUGAUAAUACCCAUUAACACACUGUGUGUGUAUGUGUGUGUGUGUGUGUGUUGUUGUGCAUUUGUGUAGCCUGUCCUAUCUGUGUCUGUGUGUUUAGCUACGUGCACACCUGCGUGUGUGCUUACAUAUGUGUGUAUAUGUGUGUGUGUUCCCAGCUGCUCCUGAUGAUGAGUGUGAGCUGCCGGAGGGGGAGGCUGGCAUCGUGUGGGAUGCGAUCUGCUUCACCGUGCUCCUAGCUCAGAGGAGGGUUUUCCUCAGCUACUACUUCCUGUAUGUGGUGUCUGACCUCAGGGCCUCCAAGAUCCUGGCCUCCAGGUUAGAAUCAUUUAGUUACUGACCUGACCACUUCCUUACCAAUGAUUUAAGAUGAUUUUAGAAUGCUUUGGUACUAUUGGAAAUAGUAAUGUUUUGAGACAACAGCUUGUUAAUCUAUUGAAUGGAACCAGCUGAAUGUAAGUCCUUAUAGGUUGUUUGUCUUUCAUAUUUCAAGGGGUGCUGAGCUCUUUGAAGCCAAAGUGAAGAAACUGGUUGCUGCAAGACUGGAGAUGGAGAAGAAGUCUGUGGAGACGCUGAAGAAGCAGUAAGACUUAUGCCACAGCAGUUUGUUUGUUCUCAUCUAGUUUUCAGUCAAAGGGGUUUGCUAUUGUUGCAUUGUUUUAAUUCACUGUGUUGAACCCUUCCUCUAGGAUGGAGAAGAUCAAAUCCAAACAGAAGAGUAAGCCUGGCCAAGGAGACGCAGCAGCGCCCCCUACUGAUAUAGUGCCAAAGGGUGAGCGUCAUGGAGCUAGUAGAAGUUGUCCAUAACCACUGAUGAAGGGUCAGUUCUUAUAUGUAUACUCUUUGAUCUGAUAUUUGUAUUUCCCCCUACUAGAAUUGGGGGGUAAGAUAGUCUGAUCCUAGCUCUGUGGUUAGGGGCAACGUCUACCUCCAGCUUUAAUAUUAGAUUCAAUAACACUAACUACUAAAACUGCUCAAAUCGCUUUACAUUCUAAGGUGGUGGGAGACUCAACUCAUCAUGGUCAUUAUUCUUCUUAUUCUCACUGAAUGAAAGGAUACAUUUAUGAUGGAGGGAUGGGAUGAAUGGGUGAAUAUGUUUUCCAGGUGAAAUUGAGAAGUCAGAGAAUGAUCAGGAGAAAUGGUGGAAACCAUGGGUCUCACGGCCUGGUGGUAAGUGUUCCAUAAACCUAAGUAAUAAGAUUCAGAUUUGUUCAGUUACAGACAGAACCUUCAAUAGGGGGAUAUGGUUUGAUCAUUUUCAUUUCAUCUCAUUAUGAAUAGUCUGUUUUUAAUUCAAAUUCAAGUAAUUUUAAGUGAUCAAAACAGUUCACAUGCUGCAAUAGUAUAAGGUAGAAUGAGCAGGAGUUCAUGUCUUUGUUGUUUUACACUUCUGUCUUUCCUUCAGUUGGGAACGACUGUGGCUACCAUCUAUUUGAGAGUGACAGUGAAGAGGAAGAGGAGGAAGUCCAGGAAAAGAAAGAGGAAGAGGCACCACCAAAGAAGAAAUCUGCUUUUCAGGUGAGGGACAUAGAAGACUAACUACAAGAGUAGUAAAAUAAUAUUUGGGUACGUUGUUGAAUGUGAUGUCAAGCUGUGUGCCUCCUUUCUCCACAGUUAGCCUAUGAGGCAUGGGUCACAAGCUCCAAAGCAGCCCUGAAUUUGCACGAAAAAGAGGAGAAGAGGAGGGCAAAGAAACAGCUGCAGAGACAGCAAGGUAAGAGGGGCUGGUCUGUAUGGGACUGUUUGCAUAAUGUUGUCAUAGAGACAGAAUAACUAAUGUAUUAUUUUGUGUCGUCAUGAUUUUCAUUGUCUGAUCCAAGGCAUUGAGAGGGCGGAGUCUAGUGAGGAUGAGUUGGAGGUGGAAGAGGAAGAGGAAGCGGAGGAGAAAGGUAAACAUUCCACCUCAACAGACCCUUUAUGGAUAUACAGUAGAAGAACUCUAGAAGUCUGUGUACUGCCACUAACUUGAUACAAUGUUUCUGUCCUCUCACAGAAAAUAUAUUUCAGAGGAUCAUCGACUCGCUCAAGUUUUUAUGGGUGUUUAUCCUGUCCCUUCUGGAUGACCUCACUGAGGGCCUGAACUCCUUCUGCAAAGAUGGUCUGGACAUCUCCAAAGUGCUACGCUUUGAAAGGGCUCUUCUAGGCCAGCAACAGAAGAAGGUGAAGUAACAUUCAUCUACAGGGGAUACGUCAUUUGACUUGUAAACCUCUGUUUUAAGUUAUGUCCUGCCUGCAGUGUUGACAAAAAUAAAAGGUAUAAUCUUUUCCCGGUUCCUUUUACAGGGGAAAGAGGUGUCACAGGAGAGCGUGAAGCGCUUCUAUGAGAAUUGGAUGUCCAGACAGAACACCCUGGCUUCCCUGGAAGACCAGGAAGACAUAGUUCCCCCCGUCUCCUCCCCUCCACCUGUACCAUCAUCACCACGAGGUUACUCCAAGCUGAAACACGGCCACUCCAAAAUCUCCUGGGGUAGCAGCUUGUCCAGGUCAGCAUUGAUGUAACACCUAUAGAGUCAUGAUUCGUUCAUUCAUUAAAUUAAUUCCUAUUCCAUUAGCAGGCUGCAUGUAUUAUACAGAACCGAUCACUCUUUUAUUUAUUAUUGAGUAUUUCUACUAUUAUGCUAUUCUGCAUUAUAACCUCUUUAUGGAGGCUUUAUGAAUGGCUUCAUAGGACCAGGAUGGUCAACAUGUUUCCCUGUCAUCAUGUCUUAGCUGCAUGACGGAUGAGACCCUGCUGGGGUCUCGUCAGCCCACUCUGGAUGAGCUGGAUGACCCUCCUAUACUCCAGCCCGCUGCCGACCAACUCAGACGGAAACUACUGAAGACUGCCAACCUGGACCUUGGCUCAUUUGACACCGAAGACCCUCCACCAAGGUGAUGGUGACACUUAUGCACUUAUGGUUUCCUCUGCUCUGUAUAUCGUACACCAUUAUUCAAGAUGGCACCGAUGGAGAAGGUGGCCGUUUUGCCAGCUCCUCCUCAACAAAUAAACUCUGAUUUUAUUUGACUUACUGUAUAUUUGGUUUCAUAUCUACUAACUCUCUAUACCCCUUUAUAAACUCAUAGUGUGUUUGACUCCAUCUUAUAUCCAUCUUUCUUUCUGAAUUACAUUUUCCAUCAGCCAUGACGAUACUGUUCCCAAUAAGGAGGACAGUAAAGAAGGAGAGGAUGCAUAUGAAGAAGAGGAGGGGGAGUAUAAAGAGGAGGAGGAGUAUAGAAUGGAGGAGGAGGAAUGGAGGGAGGAAGAAGAGGAGGAGAGGGAAAAAGCUGUGAUGCUUUCAGGAUCCAUCUCCCUGGACUAUCUGGAGUGUGAUGAGAAUAGCGAAGAUUUCCCAGACUCCCCCAGGCCUCUGAGUGAGACCAGGAACCUCACGGCCAGCGAGCUACUGCUCAACAAGUCAGUCAAUGGAGAUUGGGACUUUGUGGUUUUUCUUGUUACAGUCGUGGUAUAGUCAAGUGUACCCAUUCAGUUGUAUCACAGUACCUCAUAGUAAAGUAAAGUUGAGUAUCACAAAAAUCUUUUAAAUCUUUCUCACGUACUGUGAUUCUCCUCUAUUGCAGCAUGUUUGGUAACGAUGAAAUCGAAGCGUCUGAUCAGUUCUUCCAGUCUCUUCCAAGACACCUGAGACUGGUGUUUGCCUUGUACAACACCAUGGUGUCUAAGUCAGAGAUGCUGUGCUACUUUGUGAUCAUCCUGAACCACAUGGUGUCAGCCUCGCUGCUCAGUCUGAUCCUGCCCAUCCUUAUCUUCCUCUGGGCCAUGCUGUCUGUGCCACGCCCAACCAAGCGCUUCUGGAUGACUGCCAUCAUCUACACAGAGGUACGCACAGCAGGCACACCCAACGGAGUGAUAUGUUGAUUAGUUGGUUGGCUGGUUGGUUGACUAUUUAGAUCGAUGGUUGAUUAUAUAUAAUAUACACUAUAAAUACAAAAGUAUGUGGACACCUCUUCAAAUUAGUGGAUUCGGCUAUUUCAGCCGUACUGUUGCUGACAGGUGUAUAAAAUCGAGGACACAGCCAUGCAAUCUCCAUAGACAAACAUUGGAAGUAGAAUGGCCUUACUGAAGAGCUAAGUGACUUUCAACAUUAUUUCAACAGUAACUGUCAUAGGAUGCCACCUUUCCAACAAGUCAGAUCGUCACAUUUCUGCCGUGCUAGAGCUGCCCCGGUCAACUGUAAGUGCUGUUAUUGUGAAGUGGAAAUGUCUAGGAGCAACAACGGCUCAACGGUGAAGUGGUAGGCCACACAAGCUCACAGAAUGGGACCGCCAAGUGCUGAAGCGCAUAGCGCAUAAAAAUCGUCUGUCCUCGAAUGCAACACUCACUACCGAGUUCCAAACUGCCUCUGGAAGCAACAUCAGCACAAUAACUGUUCGUUGGGAGCUUCAUGCCUAAGAUCACCAUGCGCAAUGCCAAGCGUCGGCUGGAGUGGUGUAAAGCUCACCGCCAUUGGACUCUGGAGCAGUGGAAACGCAUUCUCUGGGGUGAUGAAUCACGCUUCACCAUCUGGCAGUCUGACAGACGAAUCUGGGUUUGGCGGCUGCCAGGAGAAUGCUACCUGCCCGAAUGCAUAGUGCCAACUGUAAAGUUUGGUAGAGGAGGAAAAAUGGUCUGGGACUGUUUUUCAUGGUUCGGGCUAGGCCCCUUAGUUCCAGUGAAGGGAAAUAUAAACCCAAACCAUACAAUGACAUUCUAGACGAUUCUGUGCUUCCAACUUUGUGGCAACAGUUUGGGGAAGGCCCUUUCCUGUUUCAGCAUGACAAUGCCCCCAUGCACAAAGCGAGGUCCAUACAGAAAUGGUUUGUUGAGAUCAGUGUGAAAGAACUUGACUGGCCUGCACAGAGCCCUGACCUCAACCCCAUCGAACACCUUAGGGAUGAAUUGCAACGCCGAGUGCGAGCCAGGCCUAAUUGCCCAACAUCAGUGCCCGACCUCACUAAUACUCGUGGCUGAAUGGAAGCAAGUCCCCGUGGCAAUGUUCCAGCAUCUAGUGGAAAGCCUUCCCAGAAGAGUGGAGGCUGUUAUAGUAGCAAAGGGGGGACCAACUCCAUAUUAAUGCCCAUGAUUUUGGAAUGAGAUGUUCGACGAGCAGGUGUCCACAUACUUUUGGUCAUGUUAGUGUAUAUAUAUAAUAUAUAAUAAUAUAAUAUAAUAAUAUAUGGCAUGUAGCAGACACUUUUAUCCAAAGCAACUUACAGUCAUACGUGCAUACAUUUUAUGUAAGGGUGAAUGAUGAUUCCUAUCUCUUCCAGCUGAUUGUGGUGGUGAAGUAUUUUUUCCAGUUUGGCUUUUUCCCCUGGACCACCUCGGCCUACCGAGGCAUCAACGCAGACCGGCCCUUUGCUCUGCCCAACAUCAUUGGGGUGGAGAAGAAAGAUGGCUAUGUUGUCUUUGACUUGAUACAACUCCUGGCUCUGUUCUUCCAUCGCUCUAUUCUAAAGGUACUGACAUGAAUGCUGGUUUCUGUGUUACAUCAUAUAAAAGAUACUAAAGCACAACUUUUUUUACAUUUAAAUGUUUAGUCAUUUAGCAGACGCUCUUAUCCAGAGCGACUUACAGUUAGUGAGUGCAUACUUAUUUUUUUUCAUACUGGCACCCCGUGGGAAUCAAACCCACAACCCUGGCGUUGCAAGCGCCAUGCUCUACCAACUGAGCUACACAACUUCUUCUGUCCGUAGUGCCACGGUCUUUGGGAUAACAAAGAGGUUGAGAUGCCGGACUUCUUCAAGAAGUUAAAGAAGAAGACGGAGAAGAAGAAGAUGAGUGGAGGAGACAAAGCAGGGGAUCAGCCGAAGCGAAGACUGCCCUUCCUUCCUCUACAGGCCUCAACUGCAUCCUUGUUUCGCAGACGGGGAAAAGCCAACUCCACUGAGUCAAACGGUACAUACAUUCAGUAGCCUAAACAUAGUGCUGAACUAAUCCGUUUGUUUGAGAGUGUAUUGAAGUUGAAAUGGGGUGUUGCCUGGCCAGAUGGGAAAUGUUACCCAAUAUACUAAUGUAUUUAGAUGUAAAUGGUAUAUUCUUGCAGAUGAUAUGCAGCACAAAAAGCGCCACUCAAAGAAGAAGAGGCACCACAAUAAAGUGCCCCUGACCAGGAAGGAGAGGAUCAAGAAGCUGAUCCGAGAAAGGAUGCUGGAGACUAAAGCUGCUAUCAUAGAAGUGUGAGCAUUUAGCACUCUAUACUUACGGAUAUGUCUUGUAGGUGUAUUCUGUUACUUUCAUUCCAUAUCCCCGGUGAUAACUGGCAGUUUACAAACAAAUCCUGGAGGCAGGACUUUUGACUGGACAUGAAUGCAUCUUUAAGAACUGGUUUCAAAAUGAAUGGAUAUUUUCAGCCAUGGUCCUCUUUUGUCUUCGCAGUGCCCUGCACAUAUACCUACCUAUCAGGCAGUUCUUCUAUGACAUCAUUCACCCAGAGUACAGCCCAGUGUGUGAUGUCUACGCUCUCAUGUUUCUGAUUGACGUAAUCAACUUCAUUGUCAUCAUAUUUGGAUACUGGGCUUUUGGGGUAAGAAAAGAGAGAAAAGAGAAUACCUGUCUGAGUCAGAAUUGAAUUUGGAAAGCUAUUUGGCCUACUUGUUUCAAGUGGAUUUCUUUCACUGUUUUCUUUUUGUGUCGGAACAGAAACACAGUGCUGCUGCUGACAUCACAGAUGCUAUUGGGGAGGACCAGGUCCCAUCGGCCUUCCUGGUCAUGCUGCUCAUCCAGUUUGGGACCAUGAUAGUGGACCGUGCUCUCUACCUCCGCAAAACCCUCAUGGGAAAAUGUGUCUUCCAAGUGGUGCUGGUGUUUGGUAUCCACUUCUGGAUGUUUUUCAUACUCCCCGGGGUGACUGAGAGGUCAGAGUGAAUGUUAAUUAAUUUACCGUUUAAUUACAGUGUGAAUAAACGUGUAAUAAUCAAAAAAGGAGCUGCUUAUUGACCUUUUUCAUGGUCAUUCUCUUGUGUUCUAGGAGGUUCAACAUGAACCAGGUGGCACAGUUGUGGUACUUUGUGAAGUGCAUCUACUUUGGCCUCUCUGCCUACCAGAUCAAGUGUGGCUACCCAAAUCGUGUGCUGGGAAACUUCCUGACCAAGAACUAUAACUACCUCAACCUAUUCCUCUUUCAAGGGUACAGUCAAUGCUCUAUGAUAGAUAAACAAAGGCAGACCAGAACAUCCCAUAAUACCAGAGUUGUCACACAGAGAUAGAUAGAGGACUCUAGGGUCCAAAAGCCUGUUUUAACAUGGGCAGCGCCAUUAAGGACUUUCACCAUUUUGAAGUAGUCAACUGGGUGGGACUUUCUAUGGGAAAUGAUCACAUCAGUCCUGAUAGAUGUACACACACACACACACACACACACACACACACACACACACACACACACGAACACUACAUGUUCAUGUUUUAAAUGUAUGUAAAUUGUAAAGUAUUUUGUUUGUAAUGUCUUUUUCGUUAUGUGUCAUACGCCAGUAAGACUAGCUGUCGCCAUUGGCGUCGGCUAAUGGGGAUCCUAAUAAAUAAAAAAAUCCAGGUCAUCAGGAGGGAUCAGCCAAUUAAUUAUACUUGUGAGAAAACAUUCCAUAACUGCAGGUGGCAGUAAAUCACCAACCUUGGCUUUAUAACUCAUGUGGCAGUAUGCAACCUUUCAGUUUGUUUGCCAACUCAUAGUAGUAGAACAAUAAAAUGGACUAAAACCAAGAUGGCCUCAAUGGCCCUGCCCAUGCUCUCACAGACGCCAUAAUGGGACAUACUCAAUGGCCCUGCCCAUGCUCUCACAGACGCCAUAAUGGGACAUAUUCAAUGGCCCUGCCCAUGCUCUCACAGACGCCAUAAUGGGACAUAUUCAAUGGCCCUGCCCAUGCUCUCACAGACGCCAUAAUGGGACAUAUUCAAUGGCCCUGCCCAUGCUCUCACAGACGCCAUAAUGGGACAUAUUCAAUGGCCCUGCCCAUGCUCUCACAGACGCCGUAAUGGGACAUAUUCAAUGGCCCUGCCCAUGCUCUCACAGACGCCAUAAUGGGACAUAUUCAAUGGCCCUGCCCAUGCUCUCACAGACGCCAUAAUGGGACAUAUUCAAUGUUGUGUCCUCUAACUAUCUCUAUGGGUUGUCCCUGUCUCCUCCUCAGGUUCCGCCUGGUUCCGUUCCUCAUAGAGCUGCGUGCCGUGAUGGACUGGGUCUGGACUGACACCACCCUCAGCCUGGGCAGCUGGAUCUGUGUCGAGGACAUUUAUGCCAACAUCUUCAUACUCAAGUGCUGGAGGGAGUCGGAGAAGGUAACUGGGAUGCCGAUAGGCUGGUAGCAGUUGUCAGUCUCAAACUCAUCUCCAUAGAGAGUAGAUCUGACUGAUAGUUGAUGGUGAAUCACUGUAGAAUUAAAGGGGUUUUAUCUGUCUUCAUGUUUGUUUGAUAUCUAUGUACACUAGACUAAGUAUCAAGAACAAUUGUGGGCAAAUAAUUACAACUUGAACUAACUGAAAUUGUGUUGAACUAUGAAUCAUUUGUCUCUUUCAUUUGUACAGAAAUACCCACACACCCCAGGGCAGAAGAAGAAAAUGGUGGUGAAGUAUGGAAUGGGCGGCUUCAUCAUAUUCUUAAUCAUCAGCGUCAUCUGGUUCCCCCUCCUCUUCAUGUCAUUGGUCAAGUCAGUGGCUGGGGUGACCAAUCAGCCUCUUGAUGUCUCCAUUCAGCUCAGCAUAGCAGGAUAUGAGGUAUAGAUGAUCCCAUCAGCUCACAAUCUUUCUAUUUUUGUAAAAUGUUCUCCUUCUGUGAGACUGUUAGUUCUGAUGUUGUUUUCUGUGUGUGUUUUAUACAGCCACUGUUCACAAUGAGUGCCCAGGAGCAGAACCUGGUGCCAUACUCACAGGCCGGCCUCAACCGGCUCACCAACCUCUAUGCCACUCACCCGGUAAGAGGAUCUCGUUACAACAAGUUGCAAGUUUGAGGGGCUGUGGAAUUGACCCUAAGGACCUCUGACAUACUCUUCUCUCUAACUCUCUCUCAGUCAGCCAUGCAGUUCCUUGUGAACUACAUGGCCGAGGACAUUGUCAUUGCAAAGAUCAAGAGUGAUGCCAGUCUGCUGUGGAGCAUCAGCCCUGCCAGCCGUGAUGCUAUGAUCCAUGAACUCAGCAACUCCACCCACAUCUACAUCACCCUGCGAUGGGUACUACUCAGGUACAGUGUAGCAGGGUUGGAUAGGGGUCUGGGUUGGUUAUAUGUGAAUGGGGUAUAUAACACCGUUAAGGCUUGAGGUCCGACUUUUUGACCUUGUGUUAAAGCUAAGAUCGUAUUAUUUGUGCUAUAAACAUAUGCCAUAUGAUACAGCCAUAAUAAACAACUUAACUAGUUAGUGAUAGUGGUAGUGAUUUCACUCUGUGUAUGUGUGUGUAUGUGUGCCCCUCCACCCCAGGAAUGCGUCUCUGUCGAUGAACGUGGAGACCGCGGGGGAACACACUGUCAAGUAUGAGGACCGGGCCUUGAGGGACCAGAUAGUUCAGAUGCUCAAAGGGACACACAAUGACUCUGUGUGAGUCUGAUCAUCACAGCACUCUCACCACAUCAUCAACUGUUACAUGUGUUUACAGCCACAGUCAACAUGACAUUUACAUUUUACAUUUUAGUCAUUUAGCAGACGCUCUUAUCCAGAGCGGCUUACAGUUAGUGAGUGGAUACAUUUUCAUACUGGCCCCCCGUGGGAAACGAACCCACAACCCUGGCGUUGCAAGCGCCAUGCUCUACCAACUGAGCUACAUAACUGUCAAUAAAAUAACCUACAAUCUGAAAGCUAGUUGUAGAAGAACCUAUUACACACAAAAGAACUCCAACUACAAAAGAUAUGAUCACAAUGGUAAUAGAAUGUUGGUGCUGAUAUGCGGUCAUUCAUUCUCUCUGCUAGGGUCAUUGAGUCUCUCCUGCCCAAGUUCAUCAGAGGUCCCGGAGGACUGGAGUCCAAGAUGGCCACCCGUCUGGAUGUAGGUAAGGGACCCUCUAUCCAACCAUCAUACUGUACAGAAAAUAAAUUCAACAAAUGCAGAUGCUUGUAUAACCAUGGAUCUUAACUAGUCAACUGAAGGUCAUCGUCUCUGCUUCCCAUUUAUUCAAAUCUUCCCUGUCCCAUCUGUAACACCCCAGAACACUCAGAUAGGCCUGAGGACCUCCAGAUGUUGGCCUUCUACCGGCCCCUGUCCAUCAAACUACAGCGGGCAGAAGACAAUGGAAGUGCAGAGGGGGGUCAGUGGUGGAUGGUGGAGGAAUGCACUCCUGGACAGGGGCACGUCCAGAGCAGCUGCCACAGCAUUGAGAUAGUAGUGUUCAACGAUAAAGUCAGCCCCUCCAGCCUGGGUGCUCUAGCAGGACAGGGGUAGGUAAAGAAAAAAACUCAAUGCUGCCCCAGGCUGGAGGGGACUAUCCCUUCAAAGUGGCAAUCAGCAGUUGAUACAGUGGGGAAAAAAAGUAUUUAGUCAGCCACCAAUUGUGCAAGUUCUCCCACUUAAAAAGAUGAGAGAGGCCUGUGAUUUUUAUCAUAGGUACACGUCAACUAUGACAGACAAAUUGAGGAAAAAGAUUCCAGAAAAUCACAUUGUAGGAUUUUUUAUGAAUUUAUUUGCAAAUUAUGGUGGAAAAUUAGUAUUUGGUCACCUACAAACAAGCAAGAUUUCUGGCUCUCACAGACCUGUAACUUCUUCUUUAAGAGGCUCCUCUGUCCUCCACUCGUUACCUGUAUUAAUGGCACCUGUUUGAACUUGUUAUCAGUAUAAAAGACACCUGUCCACAACCUCAAACAGUCACACUCCAAACUCCACUAUGGCCAAAACCAAAGAGCUGUCAAAGGACACCAGAAACAAAAUUGUAGACCUGCACCAGGCUGGGAAGACUGAAUCUGCAAUAGGUAAGCAGCUUGGUUUGAAGAAAUCAACUGUGGGAGCAAUUAUUAGGAAAUGGAAGACAUACAAGACCACUGAUAAUCUCCCUCGAUCUGGGGCUCCAUGCAAGAUCUCACCCCGUGGGGUCAAAAUGAUCACAAGAACGUUGAGCAAAAAUCCCAGAACCACACGGGGGGACCUAGUGAAUGACCUGCAGAGAGCUGGGACCAAAGUAACAAAGCCUACCAUCAGUAACACACUAGGCCGCCAGGGACUCAAAUCCUGCAGUGCUAGACGUGUCCCCCUGCUUAAGCCAGUACAUGUCCAGGCCCGUCUGAAGUUUGCUAGAUUGCAUUUGGAUGAUCCAGAAGAGGAUUGGGAGAAUGUCAUAUGGUCAGAUGAAACCAAAAUAUAACUUUUCGGUAAAAACUCAACUCGUCGUGUUUGGAGGACAAAGAAUGCUGAGUUGCAUCCACAAAGAACACCAUACCUACUGUGAAGCAUGGGGGUGGAAACAUCAUGUUUUGGGGCAGUUUUUCUGCAAAGGGACCAGGACGACUGAUCCGUGUAAAGGAAAGAAUGAAUGGGGCCAUGUAUCGUGAGAUUUUGAGUGAAAACCUCCUUCCAUCAGCAAGGGCAUUGAAGAUGAAACGUGGCUGGGUCUUUCAGCAUGACAAUGAUCCCAAACACACCGCCCGGGCAACAAAGGAGUGGCUUCGUAAGAAGCAUUUCAAGGUCCUGGAGUGGCCUAGCCAGUCUCCAGAUCUCAACCCCAUAGAAAAUCUUUGGAGGGAGUUGAAAGUCCGUGUUGCCCAGCGACAGCCCCAAAACAUCACUGCUCUAGAGGAGAUCUGCAUGGAGGAAUGGCCCAAAAUACCAGCAACAGUGUGUGAAAACCUUGUGAAGACUUACAGAAAACGUUUGACCUGUGUCAUUGCCAACAAAGGGUAUAUAACAAAGUAUUGAGAAACUUUUGUUAUUGACCAAAUACUUAUUUUCCACCAUAAUUUGCAAAUAAAUUCAUUAAAAAUCCUACAAUGUGAUUUUCUGGAUGUUUUUUCCUCAUUUAGUCUGUCAUAGUUGACGUGUACCUAUGAUGAAAAUGACAGGCCUCUCUCAUCUUUUUAAGUGGGAGAACUUGCACAAUUGGUGGCUGACUAAAUACUUUUUUUCCCCACUGUACAUCCAGUUUUGGACUUGUAAAUUAAUACUGUAUGUACCUAUUGAUUCUUGAAGAAUAUAACUUAUAAAUGCCUCAUGAGCUUAGUUCAACUGUCGUUCCCCAUCAGAACCCAAAAUAUAAGCUUGUUGUACUCCAUUGUCUGUAAACAAAAUGUAAACAAACACUACAUAGCCUCAAAACAUGGUUAAAACUAUAAUUUUGAUAUCAUGGAUGAUCACUCCUUGCAUCCAUAGCUGACAAUGAAUUUCAGUGGUUACAUUUCUCCAGUUCCAUCCCUCAGCUUUUUAUCGAACCAGGGGCGGGGCGAUUGCUUUGUUAUUGUUUCUACUCCUGAUUGACGCUUUGACUUGUUGAUUUGUUCUCACUGCUAAAUAAACUCUUUGUCCUCUUUUCCAUGGAAUCCCAUAUGCUAAUGUUGCUUGUCUGGCCUCGACCUUCAACCUGAUACCACCUCCUGCGCCAUUCCACCUUGCUACGGUAGAAUUGUGGGCCUGUACAUGUCUGUGGUGCUGGUCGUUGGAAAGUUUGUCAGGGAAUUCUUCAACGGUAUAUCCCGCUCCAUCAUGUUUGAGGAGCUGCCAUGUGUGGACCGGGUGUUGAAGCUCUGCACGGACAUCUUUGUGGUGCGAGAGACUGGUGAGAUGGAGCUGGAGGAAACACUGUUUGAGAAGCUAAUUUUCCUGUAUCGCUCGCCGGAGACCAUGAUCAAGAUGACCAGAGAGAAGAGACUAGAGAGCACAAUUACAUUUUAG
Molecule: messenger RNA, 31871 nt
Organism: Coregonus sp. 'balchen'
Lineage: Eukaryota; Metazoa; Chordata; Actinopteri; Salmoniformes; Salmonidae
Source: the annotation of a GenBank genome assembly